UGUUAACAAUGCAGCGAGUGUCCAACUUUGUGCUGAUUUCUGAGAGUGUGGAGAAAAUGGAGGCUGCUUUCAUCACAUCCACUCAGCCCGUCCGCCUCCACUGAUUCCCCCGCGGCCUGCUCUCGGCUCCUCGCUCCGGGGACACGGAACUUUUUUUCCUGGUGGGUUUUAAACGGCGGUCGGUCUGCGGGGUGUCGCUCCACGGACCUGGAGACAUCGAGGCUUCUUCUUCUCACAUGGCGCAGAUUGGCAGCAUCAUGGUUUGGCUCCGCAGUGCCCUCGUGACCGGCUGCAUUUCCUGGAAUAAGCUGGAACCUGAACCUUGAGAGCUGCACCAUGGAAUGUUUGUAGUAUCCCCACAUCAUCCUUAGCCAACCCACCAGCAUCGGCAAGAAUCAGAAACACAAAGAGAGACACAAACAAAUAAAGGGACACACACAGGGACUCCAAGAUCUGCUGUGGGACACUCUUUAUCUAUUUAGGUCAGCCAGCUUGAAAGGGAUCCUUCGGAGGGUGCAGGGGAGUGAGUGUCAAUUUGUGUGAGUGCAUGUGAGUGUGUGUUUCCCUUUUAGAGUAGGUGCCUCUCCUCAGGUACUGAGGCCAUGAGGCCAAAGACUUUCCCGGCCGCCCCGUACGUGGGCAACACGCGCCAGAGGCUUCAGGAGAUCAAGGAGGGUCUGAAGCAGCCGGCCAAGCUGGUGAGCCAGGCCCUGCAUGGGGGCAGCUCCCGGGGCGACGGCGGCAGAGGGGCCGACUGCAAGAGCGGAAAGGACACAGCAAGCCGGCAGCAGCAGGUCCGACCCCCGCAGAAGUUUAACAACUACCAGAAUGCCCUGCGGGAAAUCCGCAAGUCGCUCAUGCCCUUCGCCAAUGAGUCGGGCCCAUCCUCGGGGUCGGGGCACCCUUCAGGCGCUGGGGAGGUGAACCGGCAGAUGCUGCAAGAGCUGGUGAACGCCGGCUGUGACCAGGAGAUGGCGAUGCGGGCAUUGAAGCAAACAGGAAGCAGGAACAUCGAAGCAGCCUUGGAGUACAUCAGCAAAAUGGGUUACCUUGAUCCUCGCACUGAGCUCAUAGUCCGUGUCAUCAAGCAGACUUCACCAGGAAAAGCCGGCAUGCCAAACGCUAUGGACCACCGGCCUGCGAUGGAAGCUUCAGGAGAAGCAGCUGUGAUGCCUUCAUAUCAUCAGAUGGGGGCUACCAUGUAUGAGGGGGCAGGAGGAUAUGGUCCCGAGGGUGAGAUGCCCAGACCCUACAUGAGCGCGCCCCCUGUGAUGAACUACAUGAUGCCCCAACCUGGUGCAGCACAGGGCUCUGUCAUGGGAAAUCCGAUGGGUAGGCCUCCCAGUAUGGGCACCUAUCCACCAGUGAUGGCCUCCCAAAACAACCCAGCCAACACCAUGUACCCUCCAGGGGCCCAACAGAAAGGCUACCCUGGGAGUAUGGAGCAGCACUGUCCAAUGAUGAGCUACAAUGUUCCUGGUCAACCAUUGCAACUCCAGCCACAGCAAACAGGUGGCCCUGUUUCAGGUCCACACUACGACUAUGGUCAUGCAAGGCCUCACAUGAUGGAGCCUGCAAGCUAUGGCGUUAAGAGGACCCCCUCCUUCCAGAACAAGAUGGCACCGCCCUCCAUGGUGCCCCAAGACAACUAUGUCAACAUGCAGGGAAAAGGGGCCAUGGGUCAAAAUGGACCUGGGGGAGGAGGAGGGGGAGGAUACCCCGCUAACCUGUACUUGCCUCCUCAUUCCCACCCCCGACAGGCAAGCCCCACCUCCCACCAAGUUCACAUGAUGUCCAGGUCUCCAGGUGGAGUGGCAGCCAUGGGCCCUGACUUCUCAGAUCUGCCGCAAAGCUUGAUGACACCGUCCAGAGCCAGCCUCAACCUGGACCUGUAUGAGCACCACUGGGCAGGGCCCCCAGGGCCCGAAGGGGCCCCUCCAGCCAGGCAACCCCAGCCCCAGGGCCCAUUUAGGGGGGAAGUGCGUGUCCCCAGUAGAACCAACUCUUUCAACAGUCGCUCUGCAGGACCCAACGUUGUCAGGCCUGCGAUGGCUGCACCUCCUGCAGCUGGAAAACAAGACCCCUCCUUGGGCCUACCAAACACCAUCACAGCUGUAACAUCCCCACCUAUUCAACAGCCCGUCAAGAGCAUCCGUGUGAUGAGACCAGAGCCCAAGACAGCGGUGGGACCGUGUCACCCAGGCUGGAUGACGGCUCAGGGCCAGGAUGCAUCAGAUUCUCUGGCCUACAUGCCGGAGGAGACUUACCCACUUGAGCCUGCUCAGGAGUCACGCUGCCCACCACCACCUUACCCCAAAAGUCUGCUCAUGUCUAACACAGCUGGUGAACAAGGGGCCCCGGACGGAGCAAUGUGCGGAGCUCAGGACCACUGUAACCCUGCAGCCAGAAGCACACACAACGGCAGUGGAGGGAGUGGAAAGGGAGAAGAGAGCCAGCAGGUCAAAGAGAAGACAAAGAUGGGCAAGGGAGAAAAACCUGUGAAAGACAAGAAACAGAUCCAGACGUCACCUGUUCCAGUGAGGAAGAACGGCCGUGACGAGGAGAAGAGGGAAUCGCGUAUCAAGACCUACUCACCUUUUGCAUUCAAGUUCUACAUGGAGCAGCACAUAGAGAACGUGAUGAAGACCCACCAGCAGAAACUUAACCGCAGGCUGCAACUGGAGCAAGAGAUGUCGAAGGCCGGACUGUCAGAAGCGGAGCAGGAACAGAUGAGGAAGAUGCUGAACCAGAAAGAGUCCAACUACAACAGGCUACGCCGAGCCAAAAUGGACAAGUCCAUGUUUGUCAAAAUCAAGACGCUGGGCAUCGGCGCCUUUGGUGAAGUGUGUCUGACGCGUAAAGUAGACACGUGUGCCCUUUAUGCCAUGAAAACACUUCGCAAGAAAGACGUCCUCAACCGCAACCAGGUGGCUCACGUGAAAGCGGAGCGGGACAUCUUAGCGGAGGCAGACAACGAGUGGGUGGUGCGUCUCUACUACUCCUUCCAGGACCGGGACAGCCUGUACUUUGUCAUGGACUACAUCCCCGGAGGAGACAUGAUGAGCCUGCUCAUCCGGAUGGGCGUCUUCCCCGAACCUCUUGCACGCUUCUACGUGGCGGAGUUGACGCUGGCCAUUGAGAGUGUCCAUAAGAUGGGCUUCAUCCACCGCGACAUCAAGCCCGACAACAUCCUCAUCGACCUGGACGGCCACAUUAAGCUGACAGACUUCGGCCUGUGCACAGGCUUCCGCUGGACACACAACUCCAAGUACUACCAGAAAGGAAGUCACAUCAGACAGGACAGCAUGGAGCCCAGUGACUUCUGGGAUGACGUGUCCAACUGUCGCUGUGGUGAUCGGCUGAUGACACUCGAGCAACGCGCCAACAGGCAGCACCAGCGCUGCCUUGCUCACUCCCUGGUCGGAACACCUAACUACAUAGCACCUGAGGUGCUGCUGCGCAAAGGCUACACCCAGCUAUGUGACUGGUGGAGCGUCGGCGUUAUCCUGUUUGAGAUGCUGGUGGGACAGCCGCCCUUCCUGGCUUCCACACCCACCGAGACCCAGAUUAAGGUCAUAAACUGGGAGAGCACGCUGCAGGUGCCUGCACAGGUCAAACUUAGCCCAGAGUCUGUCGACAUAAUCGCUCGCCUCUGCUGCUCUGCAGAGGAUCGACUGGGCUCCAAUGGAGCCGGCGAAAUCAAGUCCCACCCCUUCUUCACCCAGAUGGACUUCUCCAGCAAUCAACGGCAGCAGCCGGCCCCCUACCGGCCCAAGAUCGCCCACCCAAUGGACACGUCCAACUUUGACCCUGUGGAGGAGGAGGGCGGCCCCGGGGCAUGGAGUGACAGCGGGGACAGCACCCGGGCUUUGGAUAUUCUCUUCUCCCCAAAUGGCAAGCACCCAGAGCACGCCUUCUAUGAAUUCACCUUCCGCAGGUUCUUUGAUGACAACGGCUGCCCUUUCCGCUACCCCAAGCCGCUUGAGGCCAGCGAGAUGACGUCGAGCAUCACCGGAACCAGUGGCAUGGGGGAGGAGGCGGAACAAGACGAGGAGGAUGACGAAGAAGAAGAUGAAGAGGAUGGAGAAGAGCAGGGAGAGGGAUGUGAGCCAGUGUACGUGUAGAGCUGCAGACUGAACUCUUACUAAUGUUCAUCAUUGAGCUUGUAGCCCUCCACCUCUCUCUUUCUGUUUAUGUGUCUGUGUGUGUUUAGACAUAUCUGGCAUGUGUGAUUGUUAACUUGAGGUAGCAGGAACAUUGCCACCUUGUGGAAUCUAUAAUGCCUCCACCCUGACUUCAAAAACAAGACUCCCCUGAUCCGGGACCAAGAGACAACAUUCAGCACGUUACUGACUGCAUCUAGGGUGAAGCGAAUGCGGUUUGCAGAGCAAGACUCAGACUGGUCAGGUUGCACUGAGAUCCAUGGGAACGUAAGGAUGUCUGGAUCCAAUGGUUCUAGUUAGAGGACUGCUUCUGGUUCUUCCAGCAGUUUCUUCUCCCAUUCCUUCCACCCUUGGUCUUACGGACCAUCAAAACACCUCGAUGGUGAUUAUCUGACACGGGAAAUUACUUCCUGUUCUACCUUAGCUGCUUUUUACGGCAAUGUGAAGAGUGGAACUAGUUUACUUGUUGAUCGUGCACGGGGGAAGAGGGGGAGAGGGUGGGGUAGGGGACUAGCGACACACCUCUUUCACAGCUGCUGCAAAAUAAGCUACAAAAUGCAUGCGUGCACGCACCCACACUUAUUCAGUACAGGUCGUGUUCGGGUCACAGAGGAUGAAAGUGCACGGCUCUCUGCAGAAAGAUUGCCUCUUCUCUCAGAAGUAGUCUUAGACCAGAAAGAAAACAGUUGUUUUUGGCGUGAAUGAGAAUCGACAUUGACUUUUUUUUUUUUUUUUUAUAUAUUUCUGUGCCUUUGUCUUAAAUUUCUACCUUUUUGUGACAUGAAAUUUAAAGGAGACAUUCAAUGCUUUUUUCAGUGUUUCUUUCAUGUAGUGUGUUAUAUGUAAAGGUGCUGCAAAGCCAAAAAGCCCAAAGUCUGCAGUAAAGGGAGCUCCUCUCCCCCACAGAGAACACUGCUCCUGAAGGUCCUUAAACGCCUCAUCAGAUGUCCGGCUGAUACUUCGGCAUCAUGUGACAUGAGUAGUAUUGGAAUUGUUGUGAUGGAAAUAGUUGACCAAUCACAACAGAGUGGCUCAAGUGCCCAAUCAGACUGGGCUUUUUAGGAAGGAGGCCUGAAAGGGAUAAUAGCUAAAACUAAGUGUUUGAGACAGAGGCUGAGAGAGGAGCUGCAGCGAUGGACACUCUGAGAAAACUUAUUUUUUGAAACACUCUUUAGAAUUGAAACAACCAAAUAGUUUUUGGUUGUUCUGUCCUCUACAUCCACAGCUGCCUCAUUUUGUGCCAACUGUCGUUAAUGUUUUGUCCUAUAGAUGGAGCCAGAUACUCCUUCCCUCAGAGGAUGCUGUUACAAAUAUCCUCGUUAGUGUGAAAUACUUCCUGUUACUGACUCUCUGUCUGGACUGACCAUUUCAAAUGUUACCUCCAGCAAAAAUCGACAACUUACACAGACGCAAAGAGAGUCUGUAGAGUUUGCUUUGGGCUCUACAGCCAUAUUUGAUUUCCAGUCGGAUCCAAGACUUAUUUAAACCAUAAAUUUAACUUUCAGCCUCACAUGCAGUUCAUUUCUGCUUGUAAAUCAGAUGAAAAAUACACAUUUUUGUUCAUAUGAUCCGUCUUGUUUAUGAGGGGGACAGAUUAUUUCACGCGUUAGCGCAACCGUUUCUCAUGCUUUGUUUUAAAGACUGAUUCACAAAGGCUUGAAACAUCAGCUCAGGUCUCUGACUGAGAAGUACAAACACACACAUACACUCAGAUUGACCAAGAUUUACACUUUUACAGCAAUUUUUGAAAGAUCAGCCCCACUGUUGCAUUUUAACUUAACCAGCCUCAUCGGAUCUCUGGAGGCAGUCAAAAUACAAAGCGACGCAUUCUUUCAACAGCCAAACAUGUGAUAGUUUGACUAUGUGCAAUACAAAAAAAAUACAUUAUAUAUAGUUUUCUAAACACUUACUAUCUUUUUUUUUUUUUUUUUAGCUUUUAGUACUGAAAUGUACAAAUAUAUUGGUUUAUAUAUAUUUUCCUUUUCAGUUACAUCAUGCUGCUUAUUAAUGUGGUUAAUAUUAUUUACAUUAUUAUUAUAAUUGCUAUAACAUGUGUACCUGUUUUUUUCCUUUUAAAAGAAGUGUUGGCUCAGUUGCCAUGUGUGCCUGGGUUUUGAAAGUAUCGAGCUAUGUGCCUUUUCUAAGUGAAUGUUGGAGUGUGUGUCGCGCCCAGUGACAGCAGGAGACGACGACGAUGAUCAGUGUUUGCUGAACCUUUGCUCGCUUUGCCUCCUGCGGCCGGGCUGGUCCUGAACGCAGGAUAGAGGAGCGUGGAAAAGGUUUCACGGUUCAGAAAGAGACGAUAAAAGUUAGAGGAGCGAGGCAGGUUGGCUUUAGGAAAUGUAAUAGUAAAAUAAGAAUGAAUUGCUUUCUAUAUUUUACAAACAAAUGGUUAAACUUCAGUUAAGAGUUGGUAUUUGGUACAUUUUCUUUAUUUAUCCGAAAUUACCACAACGUUUGAGUGAUUUUUAACUCUGUACUUCUACUACAGAAUGAAUCCAUGUUCUGUAUCACUCAGCAGAUGACGCAUCAUCCUACACUUUCAUGCUUAUUGACAAUCAGUAAACGGUGACCGCUCUCUUUGAACUGAGCUGUGCGCUUCAUUAAUACCCAGCCGUUCCAACAGUAUUGUGAAUUUGACUUGAUGGCAAACGCUUAAGAAGUCAAAACUUGUCCAGUGAUUAUCUGAUUCAGAACUGGUUGAAUGAUGAAAAAUGUGUGGAUAAGAUUUGUUACAGAUUGGUUUUUUUUAUUAUUAUUUUUGCUUGACAAUGUAUUGAAAUUUUAGCUUUUUUAUGUAAAUGUGCCAUGUGUUCUAAAGUGAGCAGCACAAUCUUUAAAAGAUUUCCUUCUCUACGAUCUCUUCUUCACAGACAUCUGUUAUUACUGUUGAUGUGGGGAAACUGAGUAAAUUCGGUUCCAAGUUCUCACUGGCUUUGUUUACAUACACAAAUAUUAUUGUUAUUUUGGUCAGCAAUUUACAUCAAGUAGAGUUAGAAUUGCUCCAAGUAGAGCUAAUACAUCUGCCAACAAUCCCCUUAAUUUUGAUCGUACCGUAAACCAAAUUGCACACAAUCGGAUAUAAGUCCUCAAAAUAUGGGCAAAUUUAUAAUUCGAUUAAAAAAUUUUUUAAAAUUGAUUUAAUCAAGUUUCCUAAAUGGUGCCCUGGGAAAUUGGUGAGAAUGUCAAUAAGUCCUCAUCUCAAAAUUGUACAUAAUUUGAUGAAAAAAAUAUUCCCGGAUCCGUAUCUUUUUCAGAUGUGCGCAAAAUUUUGGUGUGUUUUUUCUUGGCCCGUGUCCUAUUGUUCCACCAGGUUUUGGACAAAGCAAUAAAUUAAAGCUACUGCUAUCAAAGACUGAAACGACCUAUCUGAAAGAGACUUUUUUUCCUGGGAUGACAUGAAAACACCAUAAAAAUUGUGUUUACAGUGACUGUUUACUUACAGUUACAAUAUACAGCUUCGGGAUGCUUUUAUUUGUAGUGGAUUGUUUAAAUUAAAGUUUUGUGGACUGAAAGAAUUUUUUCAAAUGUGAAAGUGUCUGUAAACACAGCCAGUGUUUCCUGUGAGCUGCUGACCUGAACCACAGUCUUCUGCAGAUCCAUCACUUGUGCAUGAGGUGCCUUGCUCGAUGGCACCAUCACUGUGACUGUUAAAGCAGGCAGACGUUGCUCUCUCACUCUUCCCGAUCCAGUUGUUUCUGUGAUCCGGUCCAGACGUCCUUCCACUUCUCUAAACCUCUCGUUGACAUGGACAGACUGCUGCAUGAACAAAUAGCUUUAUAAUGACUCUGUGCAGAGUGUGUGAGUGCCACAAAGUGUGUGAGGUGUUUCCUGGAUGUGUUUUUUUAAGGUUAAAGAGUGAUGACUGACAAUCUUCAACUGACUUGAUUUCUUCACUUGUAUCUUUUUCAUUUUGUAUUUUUACUCUAAGGAGCCUCUGCUCAUUUUUGAUGCUUCUUAAUGUAUGAUACAAUUCUGUUACUCUUGAAUUUAUAUUUAUACAGAUAUACAUAUUUUUUGUAUCUUUUUUCCCCCCAUUGUGCUAAUGUUAAAACAUCCAUGUCUACACAGUAUUAAAGAUGAUGUAAUGUGGACAGCUAUCUCUUUUUUUUUACACUUAUGUAUGAACUGAGAAUUUGUAAAAAAGCUUUCACAGUCCUUGUGUGUAAAAUAUAUGUAUAAAUUAAAUUAACCAAUGUGGA
Molecule: messenger RNA, 8365 nt
Organism: Platichthys flesus (European flounder)
Lineage: Eukaryota; Metazoa; Chordata; Actinopteri; Pleuronectiformes; Pleuronectidae
Gene: lats2
Product: large tumor suppressor kinase 2
Exons: 9
Coding region: 603-4124 (1173 amino acids)
Biological process (GO): hippo signaling; G1/S transition of mitotic cell cycle; regulation of organ growth
Cellular component (GO): nucleus; spindle pole
Molecular function (GO): ATP binding; protein serine/threonine kinase activity; protein binding
Source: RefSeq, a predicted model, not a curated record